AUGUCUCGAACACGCCAGCCGACGUCAAAUCCAUUCCAAACCACCACAGAGACCGCACAAGACUCCUUAACAACCCACAUCCCAGCUACCCUCAGAUUACGAGCAGAGGAAACACCAACUGACACCAGCGAAGAAACAUCGUCUUCUCGGCGAAUCAGAUGGAGCGAAGAUGUUGUAGACAAUGAGGGCAUGGGCAGAAAGAGCUCAAAAGUAUGCUGCAUCUACCACAAAGCCCGACCAGUAGGAGAAAGUAGCUCAGAAGAGUCCUCAUCUAGCUCAUCGGAGAGUGACAGCGAGAGCGAAGACGAUUCUCGCUCUGCCAGAGUCAAUCGGGCUCGCCGCACACACUCACACAAUGGAGCGCACGGCGAUCACACAUCCCACCAUGAUGAGGGGUGUCGCCCGAGGGAUCACAGAUCUAAGCCGAAAAGCAAGCGCAGGAAGCCGAGUCCGAAUGCGUACGAGAAGAUGCCUAAGCCGUCAAAGAAUCAAAACCAAAACCAUGCGCGGGGCACUUGA
Messenger RNA from Penicillium robsamsonii, 519 nucleotides. RefSeq names its product PPP1R11/YPI1 family protein. Bases 1 to 519 code for a protein of 172 amino acids. NCBI's taxonomy places the organism in Eukaryota, Fungi, Ascomycota, Eurotiomycetes, Eurotiales, Aspergillaceae. The transcript has 2 exons. The record is from RefSeq and is a predicted model, not a curated record. Gene Ontology annotation, molecular function: protein phosphatase 1 binding; protein serine/threonine phosphatase inhibitor activity. Gene Ontology annotation, cellular component: nucleus.